AUGAAAGAACUAUGGAUCAUAAGUGCUUACACUGCUAUGGUUGAAUUGUGGUUCUUAAGAAAUAAGAUUUACUAUGAUGUUGUUAAGCCUGUUUUAACCAAAAUUCAGUUAAGAAUUGCUAAAAGAGACCAUGAAUGUGAAGUUAGAUUGAAAGGUGUUAUGCGGGGAACUAAUGGUGAGAAAUCAAUCUUACGAUUCUUUAACAUCAAAGUCAGGAAAAUGAGAAGAAGAAGAAUUAUUGAAAUCUUUUUUUAUCUGCCAAAUGAGAAUGAAUUGUUGUUAUGCUGUGAUGGGGCUGCUAGAGGGAAUCCAGGCAAUGCAGGCUAUGGCUUUGUAGUAAGAAAUCAUGUUGGAGCUUUUAUCUUUGCAGAAACUGGUGGAUUAGGGAUUACUACUAACUAUGUAGCAGAAUUCAUUUCUUGUAUCAAGGCUUUAGAAUGGGCAGUUGAUCAUCACUUUUUUCAGCUAAUUCUGCAAACUGAUUCUAGUAUGUGUGCAAAUGCUUUACAACAACCGAAUAUCUCUUGGGUUUUACUAGCUAGAUGGAAGAGAAUUAUGGCUAGUAUUCAAUAUAUUACCUUCAAACAUGCCUACAGAGAGAUCAACUUUUCAGCUGAUCAUUUUGCUAAGAAGGGAACACAUCUACAGAAGGGGCAGACCUUGAGCUUCAAUGAACGGCCCAGCAACUUGCUAAGGAUUGAAUCCCCAGGGCAACCAUAUUACAAAUUUGUUUAG
Messenger RNA from Papaver somniferum (opium poppy), 735 nucleotides. RefSeq lists its product as uncharacterized. The transcript has a single exon. The coding region runs from base 1 to 735 and encodes 244 amino acids. Lineage: Eukaryota; Viridiplantae; Streptophyta; Magnoliopsida; Ranunculales; Papaveraceae. The record is from RefSeq and is a predicted model, not a curated record. Gene Ontology annotation, molecular function: RNA-DNA hybrid ribonuclease activity; nucleic acid binding.